Messenger RNA from Thermothielavioides terrestris NRRL 8126, 2230 nucleotides. RefSeq lists its product as uncharacterized. The coding region runs from base 665 to 2212 and encodes 515 amino acids. The transcript has a single exon. Gene Ontology annotation, molecular function: heme binding; iron ion binding; steroid hydroxylase activity. NCBI's taxonomy places the organism in Eukaryota, Fungi, Ascomycota, Sordariomycetes, Sordariales, Chaetomiaceae. The record is from RefSeq and is a predicted model, not a curated record.
AUUAGAUCAUACCAAAUGCGAACGCAAGCCGCUCGGAAAACCACAAGAUCUGAUUCACUAGGCUGCCAGGGGUGAACUCGCGUUAUCGCAGUCGUGUAGCCAGGGGUCGAUUAGUGUCCACUCGUUAGCGCGCCUCAUGGCUGGCUCACGGACGACAGGCAACUGCCUCCUGCGAUCCAAUGGCCGGGAGCGAUGGAUGUGGCGCAGUGGGAUCAAAAUCACGGUGGAUCCCCGCGAUAUCGAGGACGCAGUCUGCGUCCUCGUCCUCAUCGCCUCCUGUUCUUCCGUGAAGGCCACCCAGAUCCGCCCCGUUGAGCGACCCCGGCCCAAAGCACCAUGGCGCUGGAGUCGUCGCUGAAGGCGGCGGAAUCGCUGCUCGGCGGGCCGCUCCUCUCCUGCCUCGGAUACUGGGACAGUCGACUGGCCUUCGCCGCCGCGGCCGCGCUUCUGCCGCUCGCUCUCACCUACUUGCUGACUUGGCUUCGCUCCGCUUGGAUCAAGAAUGUGCGAGGCAAAGGCGACCCGCCGCCGGUCCCGUACGCCGUGCCGUUCCUGGGCAAUACGUUCCAGUUUGCCUACGACACGGAAGGGUUCGUGGCCAGAACGCUGUAAGCCGAGCGCCCCCUUUUUGCAUGUCUGUCCCGCAGGCGACUUCGACUCACCCAUGUGUUUCUCCUGCUUGGGGCGUAGGCGACGCUUCGGGAGCGUGCCGUUCCGGCUCAACGCCGGGUUCGAGGACAUGUACUACAUCCCGCCCGGCGGGCCGGUCCAAGCCAUGUUCAAGAACGCGCGGGACCUGUCGAUGAAGCCCAUCAUCAUUGUCGCGAUGCGAGACCAGUUCGGCAUGGCGCCCGCGGACCUGGCCAUCUACGAGCGCGACGGCUCCGGCGACAGUGCGAAGCCGCUCGACGGGUGGGAGAACAUGGACCCCGCGCACCGCGUCUUCUACCACCAGCACCGCGACCUGAACGCCAUGCUGAACGGGGCUCCGCUCGACGGCAUGAUGGCACGCUUCAUCGCCAACUACACGGCCCGGCUGCGGGCGACACCCCUGGUCGGCGACGAGUGGACGGAGCUGCCGGACAUGUACGCCUUCUUGCGCGACGAGAUGUUCCACGCCGCCUGCACGGCUCUGGCCGGCGAGCGCUUUUUCGAGCUGUGCCCCGACUUCUGCCGCGACUUUUGGGAGUUCGACAGCCAUGUGCUGCGGUACCUCCGGCGGACGCCCCGCUGGAUGGCGCCCAAGGCCUACGCCGUGCGCGACAGAGUGCUGGCCUCGAUUGAGAAGUGGCACAAGCACGCGAGGGAGCAACUCGACUACAGUGACCCGUCGCUCGCCGACGUCGACUACGAGCCGGUCUGGGGCGCCCGUCUGAUGCGGAUGCGGGCCGAGAUGUUCGACAAGGCCGGCUUCUCGCUCGCCGGGUGCGCCAGCAUGGACCUGGGCUUCUUGUGGGCGGCCAACGCCAACGUGAUCCCCUCGACCGUGUGGGUGCUGCUCAACGUGCUGCUCUCGCAGAAUCUGACGGAGCGGGUGAUGGCCGAGAUGGCCGAGUGCUUCGAGGACGAGAGCGGCGACUCGUUCAGCCUGUCGGCGCUGUGCGGCAAGCCGCUAUUGAACGGCCUGUACCUCGAGGCGCUGCGCUUCUGCGUUGCCACGACGUCGGCCCGAAACCCGGUGGUCGACGACUUCAAACUCUGCGGAUGGAACAUGCCGCGGAACUCGCUGAUGCUGAGCAUCAGCUGGUUCGGCGCCCACGACCCGCACUUCUGGAACACGGGGCGCGUGCUCCCCAACGGGAAGCCGGAGCACCCAGUCAACACGUACUGGGCCGAGCGCUUCCUCCAAUAUCCGGGGGAUCCGGCGAGCGGACCCGUUCGCAAGCCCGACGAGGCGAUCUACCGCUCAGGUGCCAAGACGUCGGAGCGGACGGCCCAGGAAGACAAGACGGCGAAGCCCAUCAGCCAGACGGGCGCCCUGCAGGGCUACUUUUACCCGUACGGCGGCGGCAGCAGGAUCUGUCCCGGGCGGCACCUGGCCAAGCAGGAGAUGCUGGUCGCUGUGGCCGUGCUGAUGCGCGAGUUUGAGAUUGAGCUGUUGGAUCCCGCGUCGGCGCGGAAAGCGAGGCCGGACGCGAAAGCGUUCGCAAGCGGCGCGAUCGCCCCAGACCGGAAACUGCCCGUGAGGGUAAGGAGGCGGAGGCGGAGUUGAGAAGCGGGGCGCUGUGGU